Nylanderia fulva is the source of this 1472-nucleotide messenger RNA. It is a transcript of the gene nSMase, whose product is annotated as neutral sphingomyelinase. Gene Ontology annotation, molecular function: sphingomyelin phosphodiesterase activity. Lineage: Eukaryota; Metazoa; Arthropoda; Insecta; Hymenoptera; Formicidae. The record is from RefSeq and is a predicted model, not a curated record.
AAUUGGAAUCCACUUAUUUCGUAAAUAAUCGGCGAUAAAUUCUUGGAUUAUUACAGAUAAGGACUUGUCAAACAGUAUCCGGACGAAAGGAUGAUAAGAAAAGAUAGUGCCGCUAUUUUUCCUUGUAAUUAUAUAAUUUUAUCCGCUAUUGGAUGUUAAAAAUAAGGCAUGAAAUUGUGGGAGAAAGCGAUAAAUUAUUCUAAAAUUAAGUGGAUAUAUCAUUGUUAUAUUCUCUCGUAAUAAAGAAGGAUACGGCUGCUUCAAAACAAAGGAACAAUGGCAAACGAAAUGUCAACGAGUAUUUUGACACUGAACUGUUGGAGCAUACCAUAUGUUUCAAAGAACAGAGUGACACGUAUGUCUGCUAUUGCGGAUAAGUGUGCGAGCAGAGAAUAUGACAUUAUUUGCCUGCAGGAGGUUUGGUCUAUCCAUGAUUUUAAAAUGGUAAAGGCAAAAGUGCAGGAGAUUCUUCCUUAUUCGCAUUAUUUCCAUAGCGGCGUCGUUGGAUCAGGAUUAUGUAUCCUAUCACGAUACCCUAUUUACGACGUUAUGUUUCACAAAUGGCCCUUGAACGGUUACGUUCACAAGAUACAUCAUGGGGAUUGGUUUGGCGGUAAAGGUGUUGGGCUAUGUAAAAUUAAGAUUCUCAAUAUGAAUAUUAAUGUUUACAUCGCACAUCUGCAUGCGGAAUAUAAUCGGGAGAACGACGAAUACAUGGCUCACAGAGUGCUGCAGGCAUUCGACACCGCACAAUUUGUAAGAAUGACCAGUGGUGGUGCAGAUGCUGUGAUAUUGGCUGGCGAUCUUAAUACCGAGCCGCAAGAUUUAGCCUAUAGAAUUUUGCGUGGAGUUGGUGGUUUAAUGGACGCGUGUCCGAGCAGUUCGAGUCAUAUAGGGACCAACGAUUGUGCCAAUAACAGUUACACCUGCUCAAAGCUGGCUCGAACCAGACCAGAUGGAAAGCGUAUAGAUUAUAUUUUAUACUUAGGUUCCAAAACCGUGAAGGUUGAAGUUACAAAUUUCCAACUCCCUCUGCCAAAUCGCGUGCCGUAUAAAAAUUUUAGUUAUUCAGACCAUGAAGCUGUUAUGGCUACGCUCAAGUUCACCAAUGGUGAACAUGGCAUGAACAAUUUAAAUGCAAUAGAUUCUUUAAAAGAGGCAAUUACAAUUUGCGAAACCGCAUUGAAGAGUGUACAACGUCAGCGUUUCUGGUAUCUUUUAUCAGGUUGUAUUCUGGUCAUUCCAUUAAUUUGGUCUAUCGGUUUAAAUUGUAUGGACACAUCUUUAGGACUCGACAUUGGUUUGAAUAUAUUACGUAUACUUUUAACCGCGAUAUUAUGUUACACUCUGUUUAUGAGUUCAAUAUGGAAUAAUGUGGAGAAGAAUGCUUUAAAAGCGGGAUGUUUAGCUAUAGAAAUUUACAUAAAACAGUUGAGUAAUGACCUAUAUUAAAGCACUGAUUGACAAAUUUA